Molecule: messenger RNA, 621 nt
Organism: Alternaria incomplexa
Lineage: Eukaryota; Fungi; Ascomycota; Dothideomycetes; Pleosporales; Pleosporaceae
Product: stearoyl-CoA 9-desaturase
Exons: 2
Coding region: 1-621 (206 amino acids)
Biological process (GO): unsaturated fatty acid biosynthetic process
Cellular component (GO): endoplasmic reticulum membrane
Molecular function (GO): heme binding; stearoyl-CoA 9-desaturase activity; iron ion binding
Source: RefSeq, a predicted model, not a curated record
AUGGGUGAGGGGUAUCAUAACUUCCAUCAUGAGUUUCCGUCUGAUUACCGGAACGCGAUUGCCUGGUACCAGUACGAUCCGACUAAAUGGCUCAUCUGGAUCAUGUCGAAGAUCCCGGUCUUUCCUCUAACAUACGACUUGAAGACUUUCCGCUCGAAUGAGAUUGAGAAAGGUAGACUUCAGCAGCAACAGAAAGCCCUCGAUAAGAAGCGAUCGAUGCUCGAUUGGGGUGUGCCACUCGCUCAGUUGCCGGUGAUUAGUUGGGACGACUUCCAGACUCAGGCUUCAGCCAAGGGUGCUGCUUUGGUGGCUAUUGCUGGAGUGAUACAUGACGUUUCGCCGUUCAUCGCUGACCACCCCGGCGGCAAGACUCUGAUCAAGAGUGCGAUUGGGAAGGACGCUACUGCAGUGUUCAACGGUGGGGUAUAUGAACAUUCGAACGCGGCACAUAAUUUGCUGUCGACAAUGCGUGUUGGGAUAUUGCGAGGCGGACAGGAAGUUGAAGUUUGGAAAACAGGUGGUGAGAAAGACACCAGAGACACCAAAGGGCUCGGUGUUGUCAGGGCUGGUGAUCAGAUCACGAGGGCAGCUGCGCCAGCUACGGCAGCCACAGCAGCCUGA